Lymnaea stagnalis (great pond snail) is the source of this 2108-nucleotide messenger RNA. The record is from the annotation of a GenBank genome assembly. NCBI's taxonomy places the organism in Eukaryota, Metazoa, Mollusca, Gastropoda, Lymnaeidae.
CUCUUUUUCAGAGAAUGGGAUAAAGGCAAUGAAUAUAACUGUGAGGACAUCAAACUUGUAGGAAAUUACCAUAUUUGCUUUGAUGAAGCUUACAAACCUAAACCACCAUGCCUAGUUUAUUCUUUUGGGUAUGUUAUUAAGUUUAAAAUUUAAUUCCUUCAAAUUUUUUUUUAUUCAAUACCCAUAUUUAAAGCAUAUUUCAACUCUUGGAUCAUUUCCAAUAAUGAAGUUUUCUGGCACAAUCAUCAUUUAAAGAGCUGUUUCUUUUCAAUUUUAAAAUAUAAAAUUAAUAUAAAUCAUAUUGACACAGGGAAGAGAAAACAACAAACAUGCUGAAAGUAGGCAUAAAAAACGUAAUGUUUCUAUUUUUCAUGCUUUUAAUUUUUAGAAGGGUGAAGAGUUUUACUCACUUUUAACACUCAUGACUCUUUCUCCCAGUGGUCACAUUCAGGACAAUUAAAUCAAACUUAACAGAAGCAGUACAACAUUCACUGUAGUUUGUUUUAUAAACAUAGUAUGGUUUAAAUUCUACUUAUUCAUGAAAAUCCACUUUAUUUUUACCAAUUAAAUUUCUUGUCUACUUGUUGUCUUUAACUUAAACUCUAUUUCUCAUUUAUAGAAUAGACAAUGACUUUCGGUUUGAUGAUGGAAUGGCCCAACUAGGUUGUGAAGUUUAUUCUUUUGAUCCCAGGUAAAUUAUUUAGAGCUCAAUAAAUUUUGUGUGAAAAGUGGAUAAAUCAAAAAUCAAAUAAACCACUUUUUUUUUUUUAACUCUCUUUCCUUGUUAACCAAAGUUUAGGGUGGUUAAAUUCCUGUAUCAUUUUUAAUUGUUUCUGCCUACAGCAUGGGCAUUGCAGAUCACCAACGUUCAGAAAGGGUUCAUUUUUUUAAUAUGGGUCUGGCUACAUUAGAUAGUGACAACUUCAUGCCAUUGAUGGAUGGUUACACUGUGAACUCUAAAAAGACAUGGAAAAUCAGAACAUUGACAUCUAUCAAGAAAAUGUUGGGACAUGAAAAGGUUAGUGAAGGAGUUUAAAUUUUUUAAUUGUAAAUUUAUUCUAGGAAAUUAACAUAUAUUUUUUUAUAAUUUCAAAAUUUUUAUUAUCAUUUUUCUUGACAAUAAAUUUUAUUUGUGAAUUUAUUUUUUGAAUUAAAUUUAAAUAUCUUUUGGUGAGCUAUAUUUCUGUAUUAUAUUGCAAUAAAAUUACAGGCCAUCAUUUCAGCCUGAUUUAGAUCAAAUUUAAUCUUGGAAUACUAUGAAGAAAAUAUAAGAUAAGAUGUUUAGUUAUUACUGAAACUUGUGUGAAACAAAAGUGAAAAAAAGCACAUCUAAAUAUGUCCCUAUAUAGCUAUAUUUUGUUCCUAAACUUAUAUUAUAACACCGCUUCUAAUAUAUAUUUUAAAAUUGUCAUACACACUACUCCAAUUUAGGGAGAACAAAUGAUUGAUUGGAGUUUUUAAAAAAUUUAAAAAUCACGUUAGUCAGUAUACAAUAAUCUAAAAUGAUGCAUGUGAUUUUCUUACAGUUAAUAGAAAAAAAUGGUAUCACUUUUUAGUUAUUGAUUGCAGUUUAAUUAUUUUUUCUUUAAAAAAAUAGAGGGCGAUUGACAUACUAAAAAUGGAUGUAGAGAGCUAUGAGUGGGCUAUCAUGGAGACCCUUUUGAAAAAUAAGACCCUGUCUUCUGUGAGGCAGCUAACACUAGAAUGGCACAUCUUUCCCAAUGAACCAAUGCGAACAGAAUUCCACAACAUGUUUGGAGUGUACAUGGAUUUGAAGAAGAUGGGUUUCAGACAGUUUUAUAUGAGUCACUGGGCUCGAUAUCACAGCAUGUAUUACUUCAAUUCGCAGGCUGACAAUUCUCUGGUGAAUACUUUAUUUCAAUCACAUAGUGGGUAAUGAUAAACAGUGAAUGCUUCAACUUAAAAUGCAUUUGAAAAGAUCUGCAGCUGAUUUAAAACCAAGUGAAAAUAAGUGUAGCUAGUCGAUUAUCACCUUAUGACUCAACUGUAAUUGAAAAUCCCUUAAUAAGAUUCAUAUUUUAAAAUCACUUUAUGCAGUCAUUAGUCUAGAAAUGGUUAUACUAAACCAAGCCUUCAAAUUAUAUUUU